Mya arenaria is the source of this 3440-nucleotide messenger RNA. RefSeq lists its product as uncharacterized. The transcript is spliced from 2 exons. The coding region runs from base 67 to 1818 and encodes 583 amino acids. The record is from RefSeq and is a predicted model, not a curated record. NCBI's taxonomy places the organism in Eukaryota, Metazoa, Mollusca, Bivalvia, Myida, Myidae.
UGGAAUGAUUUGACCUUGAGUAGGCAGGCUGAUGGUUCAUUGAAGGGUCCCAAUUUCUAUCCAGAUAUGCCAGACAAUACAUGCUGCUGUGGAUCUGGAUGGUUGAAGCGAGAUGAUGAUCCAGAUUACUCUGAAAACGGGAAAUUGAUUCCUUUAGGUCGAGUUCUUACAGUUUACACACAGUUUGCGCCUGUGCAGUGUGAUGUUUACAAAAGAGUCUGUUACAACCCGAUAGACGACAGUCGCUGUGAACUUGCAUGGAAUGAAGGCCAGAGUGAAUCAAUUCAUGUUUUUAGUAGUAAAACAGCUGCAGGUGACGAAAUAGGAUGGGAGUUUACAUCAUCAGUAAUGAAAACUGGUUGCACUUUUUCAGCAUACUGUCAGAUGAAGGAUGAACUUUACAGAACUCGUGACCCAAAGGCCAAGUUUAUGGAUGCAACAGUUUUUUUAAAAUGGUGGUUUAGUUGGGCAGCUAAUAUGAACAUUGAUUUCAGACAACCAUGUGACAUUUGUAGGUAUGAGCCUAAUAGACUGUGCUGUGAUGGAACCAGAGUAGGCGUAGGUUUCCGUCAUUCAAAUUUCACAGAAAUAAGUAAACCUGAUAGUUCUUUACAGACACAGCAAACAUUGCAUCGACGGAUGGACAGAUGUUACCUGAAGAAUAAGCCUGGAGUUGAAAAGAGACAGAUGAUCGCUUAUCGUGAAGCAUUGGAUAAUAUAGCCCGAACUACAGUUGCAGAAUUUGAACCGUUAGAUAUUCCAGAAAAUAAUGAUAGAAUUAAUUUACUUAUGCAGGCUCUACCUGAGGAGGCUCAUCAAUCAUUCCAGCGAUUUACUCGAGGGAUGUCAGAAUUUGAAAGAGUAGCUUAUGCAUCUGUCCUUAAGAUGUUGGCUACAACAGCAUCUGUGACAAGCAUUUUGUCACCAGAAUAUGCACUUUUCUUGCAGGAAUUUCUAACUAAUGAAAAUCUUUCAGAUUUUGAGUUUAACAGACAGAUGUAUGAGAUGAGAUCAUUUGCUCCAGAAAUACGGGACUUGAUCGCAGAAUCGAUGUUGAACAAUAACAACAUUCUACCUGAUGACAUUAAACUUUUUCUAGUUCAUCUUACUAAUGAGUCUCUAAACUUACCAGUUUAUGCCCCAGAGGAUGCUACUUUUCAAUUCGGAACAUACAACCCUGAGAAGCUGGGCCGGGCUUAUUACUUCAAUGAACAUGGUGUUAAACUGAGGAAUGUACGCAAAUUUCAGAUAGAUGAGGACCGAGCAGGCAGAAACAAUGACCAUGAUGAUGAAGCUAUGGACUUUGAGCGAUGCAGAAAGAUUUACUCAAAAAUACAACAAUCAGCACCCGGCACAUCUAACUUGUUUCUUUGGUUUUGUCCAGAUCACGGUCAUUGCUAUGGAUUCCACAUGACAGUGGCUGAAGGCAGAAAAGAUCCAUCAGCUUCAUUAUACUCUCAUCUAGCCAAACCUCCACAAGCAGUGUUUUAUGACUUUGCCUGUAACUUACAGGAAUAUUGCCUCAACAGAGAGAGUGGGUACUACAAGAAUGUUAGAUUUUUUCACGAUAUUUUUCAUGGUUAUUCACACAAAUGCUCUACUUCUUUUAGAAGCUCUCGACUUCAAGGAUUUGAAAGUGUGAACUCAGAAAUCUGCGAACAGUUCAACAGCUUCAUCCAGAUUCUGAAGAAAUCAGCAAGACAAAUGACACAAUCUCAUUUCUGUUUCUAUCUUCAGUUCUUUAUUCAUGAGUGGAACAGGAGAAAAAGAGUUGCUUACAAGAGGAAAAUCAGCACUGCACUAGCUGGGCUUUUAUGAAAUGUAUAACAACUUUGAUUUUCAGAGAGCUGUGCAUCAUAAAAUGAUCAAAUGAACUAUGUUUAAUUUAUAUUUCAUUCACUUCUUAUAUAUAUUUGUUUGACUUUCUCAUUUGCGUAUACUUUUGACUAGUAAUUAUCACUGCAUCUGCAAUUGUUUUCGGUUUCUGCUGUGUUUGUUAGUAUGUUUCAGUUUGAGCGAACAGACUCCAACUUUGGCUUCCAGCUUUGCUGUUGAGAAAGGUCAACAAGUUCCACCAGAAGUUCCACCAGAAAUACAUCACGUCUUUAAUGUUUGAGGCAGAUUUUCCACAGCGUCUUCAUCCAAUCUACUUGUGUCGGCAUGUGCAACUACUUAAUCUGAAGGCUUGGAGGGAAUUGUAGCUCAGUGCUUCAUCCUUUAUGUGGAUAAACAAAAGGGAACCAGAAGGAUCGAUCUAAAGACAUUCUUUUCAUAAAUCUGUUGGUGUCAAACAAUAUAAUUUUGAUUGAUCAGUCUUCUUAGUGCCUGUAGUGAACAGUAUGUAUUGUAUUAUAUGUAGUAUAAUAAUCAAUUAAGUGUUGAUAAAUGUCUUACAAUUAUCGUAUAACCCUUUAUAUCAAGUUUUGUUAUUUAAUUGUAGAACAGCAAAAGAAACAUUUGUGGAUUUUAAAAGAUAAGGCAGAGGCUAUGUUUACACUGUAAAUGUUCAACUGGUGAAUUCCAUUAUUUGUUGCAAUAUCUAGAUUUUGAUAAUGUAAGGAAUGAUUUCUGAUUAAAGUAUUACAAUAGGAAUCCAAUCUCUGUUAUGCUUAAAGAUGCACUUUUACUCCCAAAUUAGAUAUUCCACAGUUUAUAUGAUUGUUUUUUAUAUAAAAAAAUAAGAUUCUUAUGAAGGAUACAGAGUUGAAUUUGAAAGAAGGUUGCAGGAAACAUAAAGAUCAUAAUCUUUUAGCACUCAUAAUCUUUUAGCACUCACCAAUCAUUUAAUAUUUUUAAUUUUAGGAAUUAAAUACACAGUUACAAUAUUGUUAUCAGGAAUCAAUAUUUUCCAUAAAUGCAUUAUUUAGUAAGUAGUUAAAGGUUUAUCAGUCGAAAUGUAUGUUUCAUACAUGUGUAUAUUUUGAUUUUGAAUAAGAGUCACUUGAAAGAUUUAGCUAAAAAUGUUAGAAGAAGAAACUGAAAUUGCCCAAUUCUGUACAAAUAAUUAAGGUCAUACAUUCGCUUAUACACAUUUUAUCAAUGUGGAAUGUUAACUUAAAUUGUUUCUUAAGUAUGAUAUAACAAUCUAUAUUGCAUAAGUAAUUGAAGAUAUUGUUAAAUACCACUUGUAUGUGUACAUGCUGGGUACCCCUUGCACAUAAUGAAAGCUAGGUAUGAAUAAUAUACGAUUUUAAAAUAAUUGCAGUAAAAGACGGCAGUAAACUGAAUGGAAGCUGUACACACACUUAUAAGUACACCUUCACGUGCUGUUACACAACAUCUCAUGUAACUACUGAGAACACAUGUUUACAGUACAUAUAUUACACUGCUUUAUUUGGACUCAUUUUAUAAAAAAAACCCAUUUAAUUCCUGUUUUGUUAUUAUUUGUUAUAAAUCAAAUGCUUGAAGUCAUGUUUUAUGAUCUUAUAAUAAAAUUUUAU